This is a messenger RNA of Lactuca saligna, 582 nucleotides long. The record is from the annotation of a GenBank genome assembly. Lineage: Eukaryota; Viridiplantae; Streptophyta; Magnoliopsida; Asterales; Asteraceae.
AUGGCCUUACGGAGGAAAGGUAGUGAUUCAACAGUUGCUAGUAAAAUUGUAGCGCAUCUAUGCUUCCGGAAAAUGGCAAAGAAGGCUCUAACCAAGAGCCUCAGGACACUAAAACAUCUAGAAAAGAAAAUAUGUUCAUUUCUUUUUGUAGAUAUUGAUCACCAUGUGUCAUUGGUUUCCAAAGUUCUUACAGAAACUAAUGCACUUACUAUCUCCUUAUCCAAAUCCAUUUUGAUCUUUGUGUCAACCAAGCCUAAGAGUGAUAACGGGAUUCAACUGAUAUCAAAGGUGUUGUCCAAGCGUACAUCCACACACAAACAUGAUCCAUUGGUCCUCACGGAGGUUGAAACCAUUGAAUUGACUCUCACGUUUCUCCACAAGAAUGUGCGCAAUGGUGAAACCAAAGACGUUCAUGUGGAAGUCACACUAAGGAGAUUGCAAAUUCUUGAUGUGGGUCUUGAAGGACUGAAGGUUGGUUUAGAUCACCUUUUCAGGAGAUUAAUCCAUAGUAGAGUUCCCCUUCUUAAUAUCUUAGUUUGUAAGACAUCCAUAGUUUUCAUACACCAGUUAGGCAUGUUUUAG